CCCCACCGCCGCGCCCCAACCUGCGACAUCGUCGCCACGACCCCCAGCAGCCGCCACCGCCGCCCCCUCUGCGGAGAGCCGCCGCUCCGCUCCGUGUUGCUCAGCAGCAUCCCCGCGGGGACCGUUACCCCGCUGAAGCAGCUCCUGCUGGGACAGCGCAGCCUCUCAUCGGGCCCGGAGCGCCGGGCUGGCCACGAAACCCGGCCCGGGCCUGGCCCCGGCACCGACAUCCGGCCCAGGCCUGGCCCUUAUCCCCGGCCUGGCCCCAGCGACACCCGGCCUGGGCCUGGCCCUGAUCCCCGGCUUGGCUCCGGCACCGACUCCCGGCCCGGGGCUGGCCCUGAUCCCCGGCUCGGACCCGUCAUCGAGCGGCCGCCGAAGCGCCGCGCUCCGGAGCCGCCCGAGCCGGAGUCGCUGGCCAAGAUCUUCCAGCGGAUGAAGGCGCGGGCGGUGCAGCAGCGCAGGGCGGCCCCCGAUGUGAUCCUGAGCCCCGCGGCGGUCGGGAAGCGCUGGCCGGGCGCGGCCCGGGCCCAGGGCAGCUCCCAGCAGGGACCAGAGGCAGUUUGCUCUCAGGUUCCUGGGCUGGAGCCCCAGGCAGUGCUCCCUGCAGAGCCUUCUGUGAGAGAAACCCCCCAGAAGUUCUUCCUGCGGGUGAAGAGGCAACUGCAGCAGCAGCAGAGAGCUCCGGCACCUUCAACCCAAACCCAGCAGAAUAAUCCUCCUUGCACAGCUGUGGAGAAUCCUUCAGUCCAGCCUGCUUGUGCUGAGCAGCCAGGGAAUGGGGCUGUGAACUCUGAUAAGGAUGAUGUGGAUGUUUUCCUGGUGGAAUCUGUAGAAGUGGAUGCUGAUGGAGACAUGUUUCUAAGUACAGCGGCUACUCCUUUGCAAAGAAACUCCCCACCUUGGGAAAAUGGGGAUCAGGUAGAAGGAAGGUGGAGAAAUGGAGAAGCAAAACAUACAGAGCUCAAUGAAGACAGGAGAGAGCUGCAGCCCAGUGACAAAGCAGCUGCUCCAGCGGUGGAAGAGGCAGCAGACACCAGUCCUGGAACUCCCUCCCAGUGCCUCUGCAGCCGCGUGCUCCCCUCUCCUGUCCGCAUCCCAAGGAGUCAGAAGCUGGCAGGAUCCCCCAGGGUCCUUUUGGAUAGAAUUACUUAUCAACCUCCUGGCAAAGCACGGAAAGAGAAAAACAUCUGCCUGAACAGCUGGAGGAUUAAAGUGCUGUCUGGAAACACAGCAAUCUGUAUAGAAGGGAAAAGGAAGGACAUGGGGCAGCUGCUGUGGCACAGCAGUGCCGUCGCCGAGCGCCUCACCCACACCCAGGUGAGAACCUCCACGGGUGCUGUGUACCUGCUGCAGGGCAAGAUAGACUCAGCUGCCAUGAGGAAGGAAGGCUUCCCCCAUCGCUUCAUCAAGAAAUUCACCUUUGGCUUCUCCAGGAGGUGGAAGGAGUACGUGGAGGAGUUUCUGGAGGAAAGGAGGAGGAAAGAACGAGUUCCACAAAGUCCACAAAGUAGUGAUGGGGAAGAAAAUGAGCAGAAUGACUCUGUGGGGGGAACUGAUGUGUUGGAAACUGCAGGAGGCUCAGCAGGCAAUGCAAAGAAACGUGCACUGAGGAACUCCACCUAUGAGGUAUCACCAGGGAAUGAUGAGAACAUCUUUGUAACACCAAAGGACAGCUCCAGGAACAACUCGAGAAGGGUCUACACUCGCAGCGGGCGCCUCGUCAAACCCCCCCUGAACUUCUGGUGUGGGCAGAGGGAGUUUGUGGAUCAGUACCUGAAUGUCACCAUAAAAAAUGGGGGGGUGGAUUAUCUGAGCCUGAUGUUUAGUAGUCAAAAACCCAAAAAAAGGACCAGUUUGACGUCCAAGAAGAAAAAACCACAGGAAGACACAAGGACAACAGAGGAAAUGCCAAAAAGCCAAAGUAAAGGGAGGAGCGAGGACAGAGGAGCCACUGCCAGAGCAGAAUCCCGAGCUGGCAGCAGCAGGAGGGACAGGCACUUCCUCUCAGAUGAGGAGGAGAAUGAUCCUGGAAUCGAGGGCACAGCAGCCAAAUCCCAGCUCCCUGCCAGGGGCAGUUCCUCAAACACCAAGGUGUUGAACAAGCACAGCAGCAGAGCCCUGGGGGCAGCACAGAGAGCAGCAGGCUCUGCAGAGCAGGGCCACAGGAGCUCCCUCAGGUCAGCCAAGCAGCAGCUCCCAGGACAGGAGAGGGUUCUCCCCAGCCAGGAAUCCCCAGAGCAGGAUGAGGGGGAGCAGUCCAGUGAGGACCCCCCCCUGCUGAUCAGGAGGAAAAACAAAUCUAUGUUGAAACCAGAGUCUCAGAACUGGAAACCUCGCUCUGGCUCUAAAAGCUCUGGGGGUGAUGCAGACAAGUCCUGCGGCCAAAGGACGGGAAAGCCCAACCAGAAUGUGCUGGUGAGGCUGAGUGGGCCUGAGUCCAGUGAGGAGUCCGAGCCCCCUUCUGAAGGGAAAACCUCCUCUGAGUGCAGUGCUUCCCUCCUGGCUGGCCAGGCCAGGAGGGCCCAGGGCAGCAGCAGCCCUGCCAGGCGCCUGCUGCAGUCUGACAGCGAGUCUGACAGCGGCAAGGAGCAGUUUCACAGGAAGGACAGGAAUGCCAGGGCAUCCCGGGUAGCAGCAGGCACUGCAGCCUCCAGCAGUGCCAGGGCUGCAGCAGCACCCGCAGAGCACCGCAGGGCAAGGGGGCAGAAACCCCUGGAGCUGUUCCCAAGGGCAGCUGAUGGUUGGUCUGAGAAGGAACUGCAGAAGCUUCACAGGGCCAUCGCCGCGCUCCCCAAGCACAGGAGCGGCUUCUGGCAGGACGUGGCCAUGGCCGUGGGGUCCCACUCGGCCCAGGAGUGCCAGGAGAGGUACCUGCAGGAGCAGCAGGGGAAAGGCUCCAAACAGCAGCCCAGGAAAACCACCUCUGGAAAAGACCAUUCCUGUUUAGAUCCUGCAGAUAAGAAGGAGGCAGUGAUCACUGCCAAGGUGGGCACCCUCAAACGGAAGCAGCAGAUGAGGGAAUUCCUGGAGCAGCUGCCCAAGGACAACCACGAGGAUGCCUUCACUGCCACGCCCUUCCAGAGCAGGAGGGUCCAGCUGCCAGCACUGCGGAGGAGCUGUGAUGAGGACACCGAGCCCUUCAGCCUGUCGGAGCUGCCACUCACCCCCUCCUCGGGGCUCCUCCCCUCGGUGAAAACCCCGCAGUGUCAGCACAUCAGCCCGGGAAUGCUGGUCCCCAUCAACAGGAAGGACUACGACCGGCACGUGUUCCGCAUGCAGAAGAACACGCGGGGCAGCCGAGGCACCUGGGACAAGGUCACGAAGAAAUCGGCCACAGCUGCGCUGGGGACGCCGGCGUCCUGCAGAACCAAGAGAGUGUCCCCAGCCCCGGUGGUGGGGAAGCUCUUCACAGCUGAGACUCCAGACUCGUCCAGUGAGGAGCAGGAGGAUUUCUACUUUUCCAUCUGAUGGACUUUGUGGGUGUUGUUCAGCACUUCCUGUUCUGCUGCCCCUCUGGGAGGGAAUGCUGGGAUGAGAGUUCAGUUUGGAAAAGCUGCCCUGCUGUGGUUUCACGUGGUUUAACCCCAUCCCCCCUGCCAGCAAUGCUUGGCUGUUCCAUGUGUACAAAGUGGCACUUCCAUGUCCAGGCUCCUCUCUGCCUCCUUUCUCCUUGGAAGCAGGAAUGUACAUAGCUACCACUGACUGCCAAGUUCUGAUUCAUUUUAGCUAAAAUAUCUUCUGGGCUGUCUGUAAUAAACGCAGGUGCAGUCUAGAAGGAACUGAAAUUGCUUUUUAAUUUACUCUGGAGAGAGCUUGAAUUGUUACAUUUCCCUUACAUAAUAAACAAGGACAACCUUUUUUUUUUACUCGAUUACUCAGAGUUGUUGUGGGGUGGCAGAAUCCAGGAGGUGUCCAGCUUGGAAUGGUGCCUGCAAGGCUUCAUCCUCUUGGUUUGGAAUCCCAGAAUGGUUUGGGGGGAAGGGACCUUAAAUCCCCCCCAGUGCCCCCCUG
Molecule: messenger RNA, 4014 nt
Organism: Ficedula albicollis (Collared flycatcher)
Lineage: Eukaryota; Metazoa; Chordata; Aves; Passeriformes; Muscicapidae
Gene: MIS18BP1
Product: MIS18 binding protein 1
Exons: 16
Coding region: 436-3471 (1011 amino acids)
Source: RefSeq, a predicted model, not a curated record